AUGGGAAAUAAUUGCUCUUAUAAAUAAUAAAUGAGCGAUAAAACUCAAUUUGAUUAACUAAAUUCUAAAAGCAAUUUGAACAGAAUGUCCAAACCUAAAUUAGAUAGUUUAAUAAACACAAGCUAAUUAACUCAAAUGGAAAUACCUAAUGCUAUGCUUCAGUCUCCUACCAAGCCUUUCAUUCCAAAUUAAAAUGAAAUAAAAUCAUUAGUUAGAGUUCCUUCUGAAGAAAGUCUAUUUUUGUCAUAAUUUAAUAUUGAAAAAGAGAAUGAACAAGAAAAUAACUCUAUCAACUAAUAGAAGCAAAAAUCAAAACCUCUUAUGGCAUUGAAAUCUUCUCUUAAACGUAAAAAUAAAUAGAAUCAAGUUUAAACUCCUAACUUCUAAUCACCAAGUCCAAAAGAACCCUAAUAAAUAAAAUGUCGUUCGCAUUCUCCUUUUUAUUCUAGUGCAAAGGUUGAAAUCAAAAAAAAGAAGAGCAUAGAAUAUUCUAAACAAAUUACUCUAUAAUAAGAUUCAAAACCAAGAAGAAAAUAUUCUGACGCACCUAUAUAAAAAGAAAAACCAAAAUUAAUGAGAAGAAAAAUAAGUGAUAUACGUGAUGAUCACAACUAUAUAAUAGGAAUUGAGAGCUAUAGUCCAACAAAAUUGAGAACUCAUACUCCUACUUCAAUUUUAAAGAGAAAAGAUUCUGAUAUUGAGACUAACUCUCCUAUGAAAAAACAAGUUAGAUUUAAAGAAUAAGGGAUUAAUCGUAAGUUACAUAAUAAAUGA
Molecule: messenger RNA, 774 nt
Organism: Paramecium pentaurelia
Lineage: Eukaryota; Ciliophora; Oligohymenophorea; Peniculida; Parameciidae
Source: the annotation of a GenBank genome assembly